Messenger RNA from Microstroma glucosiphilum, 1639 nucleotides. RefSeq lists its product as hypothetical. The transcript has a single exon. Lineage: Eukaryota; Fungi; Basidiomycota; Exobasidiomycetes; Microstromatales; Microstromataceae. Bases 66 to 1556 code for a protein of 496 amino acids. The record is from RefSeq and is a predicted model, not a curated record.
CCUUGUCAUACUGACUUUGCAGAGCCUGCCUUCGGGCAGAUUCUGCUGCCUCCCUUCAGCUGUCAAUGAGUCAGGCCGCCGUCCACACUCCAAAAAGCUUGCAAUCGCCCGCUGGCUCUGGAUCUAUUGGCUCCUCCGUAUCACGGGAGGCGGAAGAGUGGCACCUCUACCGGAUAUGGGCCCAGCUGGUGCUCGGACCCUCGUUCAAUGUCUCGCAGCCUCUGUCGCAUAUACCUAGCCUACCAGCACGGGAUUCCUCUGGUCGAACCUUCAGGAUCAGGCUCUGCGUACUAGUUCCUGUCCUCAAGCUCGCUCAGAGUGAGCUGCUCGUAGACGGAGCAGGGAAGGGACAUGGCGCUGGAGGUCGGCCGACGGAAGAAGAGCUGGCUCUGACCAUCUGGCUCACGGCUUACAUACUUAUGGAGCCUUACUUGAGCGAGAGAGUGGAGAUCAGCUUGCAGCCGUUUCGUCCUUUGGUGAAGGGAUGUGCAUCAGCUUUGAGCAAUAGUGGUGCAUCACAAGCCGGGAAGCAAGGACCUGAUGCCAAUGUGCGAAGCAACUUGGCACAAGCUCUGCAGGAACUCCUCAGCGAUACCUCUACGCUUUUCUCACGAAGUCCAGUCGAGAUACUCAAGCUGCAAGAGCUUCACUGCUUCCCUCUGCACGCAUCCGCUGGACAUGACAACGAUGUUGGUAGCUCACUUCCCCCUGCCUUGCGACCUGACGAAGCUCUCACUCUUCUGAACCUUGCAUCAGAGCGUGCCCUCUCCUUGAGCGAGUCGCGCAAGCUAUCCGACACUCUCAAGUCUCUCACUUCUGGUCAACUAGGCGGAGAGCAGCUGGGUCCGGACAAGUUCGCAUCGAUUGCGGUGCACACGCCCCGCAUCGCAAUCGAGCUGGUGGAGGGGAUGGCAUCGUCGAGCGGGCAGCACAUGCAUUCUGCAGAGUCUUCCUGGGAGCCUGAGAUCUACUUUCAAGCAACAGGACAUGCUCUGCCGGCCAAUGAAUCCAAGUCCUUCGAUUUUGUGCUCAAAUUGCUAGGGCUCAACGUGCGAGGAGAGACAUCUGUGCCCUUUCUCGUGUACCGACACCUCCUCCCGACGUACCUCUCUCGCUGCUUCUCUGCAAUCAGUCAGAUCGAGGAAAGAAGACGGAUGGAGGAUCAAGGCGAUGCAGCACUGGAGGGAGACGAUGACGGGACAGAAGGAGGGGGGCUUUACCGGCGCUCUUCUCUCAGCGAGGCCACUACUCGGGAUCUCGACUCGCUCCUCGGCUUCCUGCAUCGGACAUCCCUUCUCGAGCUUUUACCCUUGCUCGACUCCACGGUGGCAGCGCAACAGCAAGAGAUCGAACGUGGACUCCCCCCACCCACUCACCUGCGCCGCAUUGCAGAAGCCCUCACUCGUCGGGCUCCAGAUCGAACCGCACCACCAACGCCCGAGCAGUGUCAGGAGCUCUACGAUACGCUGGACGCAAUAGCUGUGGAGAUGAAGGCAUUUGCGUUGGAAAUGGUCAGGUAUCGGUCUGGUGGGGAGCUACUGCGCCGGCUGAUGUGAUGUGAGUCGAUAGAAAAAGGUGGGUGGAGAGGGGACCUUGCGUGGGGAAAGGUCGAGACGGUGCAUGACCCUUUGCGACCAGC